Messenger RNA from Exaiptasia diaphana, 5572 nucleotides. RefSeq lists its product as uncharacterized. NCBI's taxonomy places the organism in Eukaryota, Metazoa, Cnidaria, Anthozoa, Actiniaria, Aiptasiidae. The record is from RefSeq and is a predicted model, not a curated record. The transcript has 12 exons. Bases 9 to 2495 code for a protein of 828 amino acids.
AGAUACUCAUGUUGUUAGAUUCAAGUAAAGAUAUUGUCCAGGAAAGUACAUUACUGAUAAUUCACCGUCUGAGCAAAGUUUUCAUGAAUGCCAAGCAGUUUCUAUUGCACGGUGGUCUAGAUGACUUGAUCUACUUAAUGUUGAUGGGAUCGACUGAGCAAGUGCAGUUACAAGCUGUUCGUUGCAUCGAUAAGCUUACGGAGCGGGAAGAACUUGCUGAAUUAUGGAUGCAGACGAUGGUGAUAUCUGGUACAGAGGCUCUCUUUGAUGUUCUGUCGUCCGAGGAGGUUACGUCCGAAGAUCUUCGCAACGCGGCUCUCAAAGCCAUUGCUAAUAUCGGUAGCAAUCAAAAGAUGGCGGCCAGGUUGCUUGAGUUCGGAUUAGAAAAAGUUGUUCAGCUGAUCUGCUGUGAGAAUGAGAAAUACGAGCCUAGAAUAUCGCCUGCGUCACAGAGAUUGGUUUUACAAGCGUUGACAAAUAUUGUUUCUCAUAAUUGCUCGAUGGCUGAGCAAUUUCUCGAGAAAUAUAAUGACGUUGUGGAGGGAAUUCUUAGAAUAUUACAGUAUUCUGAAUGUCCACAGCAGCAGGAAGCCGCACGUUUCUUAGCAACCAUUACACUAUUCAAGCCAUCUAUUGACUCCAUCAUUUCKCAUUAUGCAACUCAUCACCUUAUAUGGGCAAUGACCUGUUCGCAUUGUAGAAUAGUGCGUGAAUACUCAAGCAAAGCAUUUAAGAAUAUAGCUCUCUGUAACGACAAGGACAAGCUAUUGAAUGCGCUGAGCCAACUAUCAAUGCCAMAAAGCAGUCAGUCUKAUAACGAUAGCCUUAGCACAGAAUCUAUGCUUGAAAUACUGUCCAACUCGACCGAACAAAAUAACAUGGCUAAAGUCAUCAACACUGUCAAGAACCAGAUUUCAUGCACRGCRCUGGAGAAAGUUAUGGUCGARGUCUUUUCGGUUGUUUGCGUUUGUUUUCAAACGGACUCUAUCCAUUUGAGUGGAAAAACAAGAACGUUUAGGAAUGGCUUAGAUACAAGACAAAGAAGUAACGAUAGUUUCACGAAUGAGAGUUAUUUGAGCAGUUUAAGAGUAUUGUGUAAUAUUCUGGUUGCUAUUCAGAAGCUUAUUUGUUUGAAAGAUGCAGAAGAAGCUUGYUCAGCGGAGRCUGGUGGAAAUCUAAAAUUGGCAUCCCUUUAUGUCCAAUGUGGAGGCCUCCAGUUUAUUGAACAGCUGGCAUUCCUCAGUACCAAGCUCCAAACGGUCAACCUUCCGUCUUUCCACUCAAUUGACCCRACAAUUCUACCUCCAAAAGAACUGAUAWCGACCUUGAAAUCAUCCAGGACAGAGCUUAUAUUCCAMCAUAAUAAACCUCAAAAUARGACAUYUAWAGACACUGAUUUUGGCUUCMAYCMAUGUGAAAUUCAGUUCCUUCAGCAAGCUUUAAGCUUACUGGUUGUUUUGGGGCAAGCUAUUUCUCCAGACUUUGAUCCAGCUUUAGAAGACUUAAAGGUUUUUUCGUAUAGAAGACAAGUCAUUGGGAGAAAGAAGAUUUCGUUUCGUACGUCUGCUCUUAUGGUUCAAAGUGUAGUUAAGAUAGGGAAAUUGUCUUCACAUAUAAGUGGAAUUGAGGAGAAAUCGGUUAGCUCCAAAAGAAAAUCAUCGUCUGCAGUCAGGAAGUCAAGUCAGAGAUCGACAACGAGAACAAAGAGUCCAGAUACUACGAAAAACAGACCUUCGAAGGGAGAGUUGACCGCGCCACCCAUAAUCAAUGUAUUGAAGGUACUACGUUACCUAAUGCACAUUGGUGAAGUUCGAAACCAACCCACURAUACCCAGAYCYCUGGWAAUGAGCCCCAAGAAGCCUGGGCACCAAAAAGGUCAACAGCMCAGCCRAMUCCGACWGGWCAGCGUUCUCCUUYCGUAAACCCRGUAGUCAAAUCGAAAAACAAAUUACCAUAUCUAGGUCACCUGUGUGUGCGUCACGUGAUUCAGUACUGUGGGCCUUAUCUGUUGGACUUACUAAAGCCACCUAUCAAGGGAGGGCUGGGGAGAAUGUCGCUGAUGGUUAUUCAGGAAUGCGUUUCAAAUGGAGAGGCUGACAGUCGAUUCAAGCUAGCGAAACUUGGUUCUUUUGCGCAAAUAAUUGAAUGCAUUCGUGGGACCGAAGAUGAAGCCGAUACACAGAGCCUUUGCCUUGUAGUUCUAAGGAAACUGGUAUCUAGUGACCAGUCCCUAAAGCAGCUGUUUUUUGCCCAUGGAGGCAUGAGCCUAGUCAUGGCUUUACAUGAAUAUCAAUAUGGAGUUGUAAAAGAGCAAGCGGCUUUGACUUUAACUGCUUUAUCUAAAGGCUCAACGUUUGCAAAGACCAAAGGUCUGUCAAAGAAACGUCAUAAGAAGACGUCAUCUGCUGACGACAUCUGGGAUCAUGUGACCCACAAGUGGGAAGGCCAAGACAAAGUCUCGAAAGUGUUGAGGAAGUUUAACGUGAGAUAUUGACUCGUUGGCUUGAAAGUAAAUUGAAAUUUUAAUGUUAUGGAAAUAAUAUAUUUUUUAAGAAAACUAUCUUCACAUCCUUUUGAAUUCAGGUUUAAUAUUUCAAGCUAUUUUAAUAAAUAAUUAUGAUAUUAUAUUUAAUAUUUAAUUAUUUGAUCAGUUUAAUAAGAUAAUCUUAUUUUUGACAGGAAUUAGUUCAAUGAUUUCAUGUAAAUAAUGAUCAAAUAUAAAGGAAUUGAGUUCGUAAUAUACUGAUGAAAGAAUGUUGCUUUUAUGCAGACGGAAUUCAUACUCUAUGUCCAUAUUUAUUCUUUAAUACGAUAUCUAAYUUUAUUGUUUUUGUAUACAAAUUGUACGUUAUAUGGCAAAUCUGUUAACUGUAUUCCCUUGCAGCAAAUAACCCUCCAUUCCAAGGUGCCUCUAUGUGACGUGUCCAAGCUUUAUGCCGUUCCUUUGCGGAUAAUAAAGUAACUUUAGUCAACAGACAAAGGUCAAGUGUUCAUCUUAUUAGUUUUUAAUCAGCUGAUUAAAUUGGAUCACGAAAUUGUCCUUGCGAAAAGCUUUUCCAAUUGAUAAAACGCGUCCGGGAAAUCAAAUACAAAGAGCGCAAAGGUAUUUUUCUAGCACCAAGCAAAGAUAUUCUUUUGGCGUCACGUUCAUAAAAUUUUGGCACAAAAUCGUGGUUUUGAUAUAACUUGAUAACUUGAUUGAUAACGCCCUACACUCAUAUGUUGAGGAUUUCAGUGUUAUGAUCUCUCGUUCUUUAGUGUCUACCGCCGUGUUUCAUAGGAACGAGACAGUCAUGCUUUGCAUUCUCGGAUAUAAAUCUAAUUCACUUAAAGAUGUGCAAGCAUAAAUAAGAAACCCUUUGAUUUAUGGCUCUCACUUACGUAUAAGUCGAUUAGUUUUAMAUUUUCUCRAAAUGGUGGAAACUAGCGGUAAACUAGUGUGAGCGGCUUCGGUGUUUCUAAAGAAACAGUUGCGCAAAACGAUAUUUUAACACUGCAAAAAUGUAGGAGAAACAACUUACUGACUUUUCGGACGUUAUUCUUUCGGCAGAGUUAUAUUUUCUCAAUCAAUUGUGCAUGUUGCGGACGCCAAUGUUUUGAAUUUAAAGUUAUAUUCCAAAAGAUGGCCAGGAAAAAAGAGGGAAAAGCGAUAAGAGUACCUUGAGAUUACUGCUUUGAGUGUUCCUGUUUUGAUUGUGUCAGUAUUGCCCGGCAUUUAAAAAGCAUAAUAUGAGUGCUCAUAUUUUUCAAAUUUGUUUAGCUGUAAACGGCUAUAACUGAUACCUGGCUUCUUCAUGCGGGUUCACUCAUGUUUUCGCUAUUCUCAUCGAAUUGCUUCGCUUAUCUUAGAAACAUCUGCUCAAUCAUGGUUUUUCAUUUUUGAAAUGUAUCUAUGGCACCCACUUUAAUAAGCAAGGACAUAACCUUUGCUGCUUUUGGCUGAUUUGUUAGCUAGCACGUCUAUUUCCAUAAAUCCUGCCGCCUGCAGGUCAAAAGUCGUUCGUCUACGUGUAAGAGUACGACACUACCCAGACAUCCUAACUUUUAUAAUCUGGAGUCGAUGUAAACAUUUCAGUCUAUAGCCGUGGGCAGUUUCGCUUGUUAAUCCAUCUUGUAAGGAUUACUGUUGAAAAGCGCAUUGGAAAAAAGUUUUGAUAAGCUUUGGUGAGCAAACCAUCUAUACAUGUAGCCGGGGCAAAAUCUUCCACAAUCAUUGAUCAAGCUCAACUUCAGAGCAGCAAAAGGAGGUGAUCGGUAGAACUGAUAUACUGUAUUCAGACGUUGAACUCAAGCUCAAAUUCGCACUAUGGUUGACGCGCUUCCAAGAAGAAGGGCUAUUUCAAAAAUAACGAAGCAUCAUAGUGAUCUWACUGGUGGCCCAUCUUUGGUGGGAUCUUUCUUGAGGGAAGAACGAAUACUCWCCAGGAAGAUCAAGAGAAUAGACGCCGAAAAGAACCAUCUGAUCUCUCAUCUGGAAAAUGAAAUUGGAUAUUUUCGCAAAGCAUGCAGUCAUAAAAUGUUUGAGAUUUCGGAGGAUGAUUUUGAGAYGUCUUUAAUUUCUGAGGAUGGAAGYAAUAUUUCCAAUUUGAARGAGAUUUUGUGUGWAGAUCAUGAUCCAUUGAACAGCUCUCAGAAAGCUGAUAUCAAAGCAUAUGCYGGCAAAAAGAGUGAUAAGAUCGAUGUUCCUUUAAGACCUCGCAGGAAAGCAUUUUAUCAUGUUCAAGGAGAUUCUCAAGAAGAUUGCAAUGGGUCUCCUACCAAUUCACAUGACUUUCACCUAAAGUUAAGUCCUUCUCAACUUCAUCGUCACCAGUUGCAAAGRCAYUACAAAUAUGGAGGRCAACAUMAAUUUGYAGCUGUUUCGCCUCAAGGAAAGGACAAAAAUCCAUAUCAUCACUUUGCUCCAAAGGAGUCUGACGAGCAUAGAAACCAUUGCCAUCGUUCGUGCGGCGCAGACAAUGAAAUUCGUAAGAAAUCAUCCCCAACACCAACCUUACGAAGCUCAAUAAGGMAUAGUGGACAAAGAAGUGCCAAUCAUGUAAGAAAGGAACUACAAAGCCAAGAGAUUGAUAUUGACAUUAACGAUCUGGCAACGAAAAGCCGCAAUUCACCGAUUUUUGUCCGAAAAUCAUUCCCAUGUCAUUCUAACGAAUCAAAUGCCCUUCCAAGUACCACCUCGGAGUCAUUGCUAUUGCAUCAUCAUCACACUCUCCAUUUUGGACUGGAUUUUUUACCCAUUARGAAUAACACUUCAUAUCCAAAGGAAAAUGGGAAUUUGAAUCCAAUGCUGUUUCAUCCUAGCUUUAAUAACAUGAUGGAGAUUCCUGAUGAGGAUCAAAACAGUUUUCAAGUUUUAAAAAAGUGUCGUUAUUUGCGAAUUCCGCUCAAGCWUCUUWCUCCUGAAACUGAGAGUCUCGUUGACUAGAAAAACAUAUGAACCUUUGUCGAUGAUUCACAUGCUUUUAAUUGGACACAUUACGAUAGGUAAARCUAAAGUCCAUGAUGGAUAUGUGACUUUUUUCUUGCAUGUAAACUGUUAAUAUUUGAAAACAAAUAAUAACGUUAUAUACA